Messenger RNA from Penicillium paradoxum, 1488 nucleotides. RefSeq names its product putative MFS phospholipid transporter (Git1). Gene Ontology annotation, biological process: transmembrane transport; carboxylic acid transport. Gene Ontology annotation, molecular function: carboxylic acid transmembrane transporter activity. The record is from RefSeq and is a predicted model, not a curated record. Bases 1 to 1488 code for a protein of 495 amino acids. Gene Ontology annotation, cellular component: plasma membrane. The transcript is spliced from 6 exons. Lineage: Eukaryota; Fungi; Ascomycota; Eurotiomycetes; Eurotiales; Aspergillaceae.
AUGGCCGAAUCCCAGUCCUGCCCCAAGGAGGUGUCGGAGAAAAGUGCUGUCCCCCUUGAGGAGCAGCCUGUGGAGCUUGCAGCUCUUGAUGAGACCAAGAAGGGUCGCUGGGAACGCAGUUGGCCUACUAUUGCCUGUGGUGCUGGUCUGUUUUCCGAUGGCUAUUUGAACGCAAUUAUUGGUCCUGUCGGUACCAUGCUACAACAGCUCUAUGGAGAGGCAUAUACCAACUCGACCGCCCAGCAGAAUGUGUCCUCGAUUGUUUUCGCUGGCACAGUUGUAGGCAUGCUGAUCUUUGGCUACACCAGUGAUCACUGGUCGCGCAAGUGGUCUUUGAUGAUCUCAACCAUCAUUCUGUUUGUCUUUGCGGCUCUCGGUGCUGGCUCUUAUGGAGCUGGCGGUAGCUUGGGAGGUAUGCUUGCUGCUUUGACAGCCUAUCGGUUCUUCCUAGGCAUUGGAAUCGGCGGAGAAUACCCUGCGGGAUCAGUCGGCGCUGCUGAAAAUACUGGCGAGCUCAAGAGCGGCCAUCGCAAUCGCUGGUUCAUCAUGUUCACCAACUUCCAGAUUGACUUCGGUUUUGUGGUUGCUGCUUUGGUGUCCAUGAUCCUUGUUCUGAUUUUCACCGAAGAUCAUCUGCGUGCUUGCUGGCGUGUAGCUCUGGGACUGGGUGUUAUCCCCCCUCUGAGUUUGAUGUAUCUCCGACUGAAGCUGGAUGAGCCCGAGGAGUUCAACCGGGAGCGCAUGCACAAAUUCCCAAUCUGGCUGAUUAUCAAAUUCUAUUGGAAGCGCUUGACUGUUGUUUCUGUGAUUUGGUUCCUUUACGAUUUUUCGGCCUACAGUUUCUCUAUCUACUCUUCAGCAUGGCUAAGCAUCAUCUUAGGCAAGAACGCUCCUUUGUGGAAGAGUUUCGGAUGGUCUACCGUUGUCAAUUCUUUCUACAUUCCCGGCUCAGCUCUUGGAGCCUUUGUGAGUGACUGGAUUGGUCCCCGCUACACCCUCGCUCUUGGAGUUGGGCUGCAAGGUGUUAUCGGGUUCAUCAUGGCUGGAUGCUACAAGUGGCUUGCGACUCCAGAGAACGUUGCAGCUUUUGUUGUCGUCUUCGGAAUCUUUUCUGCCCUUGGCGAAAUGGGACCUGGCGACAAUAUCGGUCUCUGUGCCGCCAAGACCAGUGCAACUGCCAUCCGUGGUCAAUACUACUCAUAUGCUGCAGCUAUUGGUAAGAUCGGAGCGUUCGUGGGCACCUACGUUAUUCCAGAAAUUCAAAAGAACGCGCCCAACGCGAUUCGCGCGGGCCAGGACCCAUUCUUCGUGUCCAGCGCGUUGUGUCUCCUGGCUGCAUUCAUGGCUAUCUUCAUGAUGCCCCAGAUCAACCAGGACACUAUUACCUUUGAGGAUGCCAGAUUCCGCGACUACCUCGAGGCCAAUGGCUACGACACUUCCACAAUGGGUAACCAGAACCGCCAGCCCAACACUCUUGGCCAAGAGUAA